GUUGAUCUGAGUGAAUGUACAAGCGGUAUUAUCCAAAAUAUUAAACAAUAGGUUGAUAUACAUCAAAGUCAACAGUUAUCUUGUUUCAGUACACACGCUCUCUCCUCAGUUCCGUUUACUUUGCCACUGUCCAUGGCUAAAGCCAGGGCCGCCCGCCGUACUCUAGAUUCCUAUACCGUUAAACACAUCAACAAAACUGUCCGGCCCGGAGAUUGCGUAUUGAUGCGGCCGACUGAUCCGUCGAAGCCGUCGUACGUGGCUCGGCUGGAGAAGAUCGAGUCGGACAGUCGAGGAGCGAACGUGAGGGUGCACGUACGGUGGUACUACCGGCCGGAGGAGUCGAUCGGCGGCCGCCGGCAGUUCCACGGCUCCAAGGAGUUGUUUUUGUCCGACCAUUUGGACAGUCAGAGCGGUGACACAAUCGAGGGCAAGUGUACGGUCCACAGCUUUAAUACCUACACCAAGCUUGAUGCUGUUGGAAACGACGAUUUCUUUUGUCGCUUCGAAUACAAUUCGUCUACUGGUGCCUUCAAUCCCGAUAGAGUCCCCGUGUACUGUAAAUGUGAGAUGCCUUACAAUCCCGAUGAUCUUAUGGUUCAAUGUGAAGAAUGCAGUGACUGGUUUCAUCCAAAUUGUAUCGACAUGACUACAGAGGAAGCCAAACGAAUCAACCACUUCUUUUGUCAUAAUUGUUCCUCCCAAGAACAGAAGUUACAGAAUUCUCAUGUUGCUUCCAGACAUGCAGACACAAAAGUGGAGACUAAACGGCGUAGGAGGUGAUGCACUUGACACGUUGGAGAAUCUGUAAAUCUCUGUCAGUAAAUUGCAAACAAACUCGGAGGCAGUGAUGACUCAUCGGAAGCAAUAAAAUUUGUGUGCUGUGAAGGAGGGAACUAAUUUGGAAACUCUUCAGUAUAUAUAUAGUUUGAAAGACAGUUAGUCACCGUGUUUUGUUGUUUAGGUCGAGGAUGUGUCCUGUUGUCUGUAAUUAUGUAAUGUGGCAGUCUGCCUUUAUGUUUCUUGCAUUUCAGGGUUCUCUUCGUAGUAUUCAACCUAUUCUUAACCUAUAUAAAAGCUGUAGAUGAAGAGGUUAUUGAUGUGUGUAAUUUUUGCGUGAUCUGCAUCGAUGCUAGGAUUUGGUUUAAUGUAUGUUUC
Olea europaea var. sylvestris is the source of this 1155-nucleotide messenger RNA. Its product is annotated as chromatin remodeling protein SHL-like. NCBI's taxonomy places the organism in Eukaryota, Viridiplantae, Streptophyta, Magnoliopsida, Lamiales, Oleaceae. The record is from RefSeq and is a predicted model, not a curated record. Gene Ontology annotation, molecular function: chromatin binding. Bases 133 to 780 code for a protein of 215 amino acids. The transcript is spliced from 5 exons.